AUGUUUCUCUCACUUUCGGAGCUCCAUUUCGUGUUUCAGAAGCUGAGUUUCUUGUUGGAAGACUGUACUCGUGUUGACGGUCGGGUAUGGAUGUUGGUUAAAUCCGAAAACGUAUCCAAUCAAUUUCGAUCCAUUUUCCGAUCCAUUAGUGUAGCUCUAGAUGUGUUGCCAUUAGAUUCAAUUGAUGUUUCUAUAGAACUGAAAGAAUUGGUGGGUCUUGUGAAGAAUCAAGGUUUCGAUUCGAAAGUUGUGUUCCGACCCGAAGAUAAACGGAUCUUGGAGCAUCUUAGAUCCAUUUUGAAGCAAUUGGAGCAUCAAACAACUCCUGAUCCGAAUAAUCUGAGACGGGUUCUUGAUUAUUUGGGUAUUUCGAGCUGGUCCCAAUGCAACAAAGAAAUCAAGUUCUUGGAUUCUGAAAUCGGGUCGGAAAGAUCCACCACUAAGAAAUUGGACCUGGAUAUUCUUAGUAGUUUGAUGGGGCUGAUGAUUUACAGCCGGUGCACCAUUUUCACCACCGUCGACGGCGAGAAAAUCCCAAUUUCCGGCGACAGUCAUAGCUGGAGUUGCAAUCAUUCAAUUGGGUCCCUGAACGUUGAAGAUUUUCGAUGCCCGAUUUCUCUAGAGAUCAUGUCGGAUCCGGUGACUCUAACCACCGGGCACACCUACGACCGUUCUUCGAUAGAGAGAUGGUUUCGGUUGGGAAAUUCAACUUGUCCGAAGACCGGGGAGAAGGUGAAUAGUGGUAAUUUAGUUUCGAAUUCGUGUUUAAGAAGCGUUAUUAAGCAAUAUCAUCUCGAGAAGGGGAUUUCUGUUGCAGAAUAUGUCGGUAGCUCCCGCAAUCGGGAGAUUAUCGAUUCGACGACAGGUGGCAGUGUGGCGGAAGAGGCUGCCAUAAAGAUGGCGGUCGACUUUCUAGUCGAGCGCCUGGUGUUUGGCACGAAUGAGGCCAAACACAAAGCUACUUUUGAGGUCCGAUUGCUUAGUAAAACAAGCGUUUUUAAUCGGGCUUGUUUGGUUGAAGCCAGUGUGGUUCCGAGCUUAUUAGAUUUGCUUUGCGUUAAGAACCCAAAGAUUCAAGAAAACGCAAUCGCAGCGUUACUGAAUCUCUCAAAGUACUCAAAGACAAAGAAAGUACUUGUCGAAAAUGGAGGAUUAGAACUAAUUCUCGAGGUUGUACAAAACGGGAUGAAAAUGGAAGCCCGACAACACGCGGCAGGUACUUUAUUUUAUCUCGCUUCAGUGGACGAGUAUCGGGACAUCAUCGGGAAAAUACCGAGAUCAAUUCCUGUUCUAAUGGAUUUGGUACUGGAAGGUACGGAACGAGGCAAAAAGAACGCAUUGGUGGCGAUUUUCGGGCUACUAAUGUACCCCGAAAACCAUUGGAAGGCACUAGCAGCAGGGAUUGUUCCGCUACUAGUCGAUCUAUUACGAUCUUCGUCUCAAUGCGAAGAUCUUGUAAUAGAUUCUCUGGCCAUUUUAGCCACUCUCGCUGAAAAACCAGAUGGAACGAUGGCGAUUAUGAGCUGUGGAGCUCUACAUGUGAUACUCGACGUCGUAGGUUCUACGACAUCGAGGGCAUCAAGAGAAUAUUGUGUUGCAUUGCUGCUUGCAAUGUGUACAAAUGGCGGGGCCGAUGUUGUUCGGGUUUUAGUAUCGAACUCGGCUCUGAUGGGACCGUUAUAUUCCCUACUCACCGAAGGCGGUUCUCGUGCCAGCAAGAAGGCGAGUUCAUUGAUCAAAAUUUUACAUGAAUUCAAUGAAAAAAACACGUCUUCUGGCACGAGACGCCCCGUUCAUUUUCAAGAACGGUUUGUAGAUGUUUGGUAACUUGUAUAUUUUGUAAUUCCUUGACAUUAGCUCGGUUUUUUCAAGAGCUAAUGUCAUAACAGCCUUAGCUUCUGUUAUUUUUUAUCUGAAGCUAUAGCGAAAAACUCAUGAUUGUAUUUAU
Messenger RNA from Cynara cardunculus var. scolymus (artichoke), 1948 nucleotides. Its product is annotated as U-box domain-containing protein 19-like. The transcript has a single exon. Bases 1 to 1827 code for a protein of 608 amino acids. Gene Ontology annotation, molecular function: ubiquitin-protein transferase activity; protein binding. Gene Ontology annotation, cellular component: cytoplasm; nucleus. The record is from RefSeq and is a predicted model, not a curated record. Lineage: Eukaryota; Viridiplantae; Streptophyta; Magnoliopsida; Asterales; Asteraceae. Gene Ontology annotation, biological process: protein ubiquitination.